Messenger RNA from Xiphophorus maculatus (southern platyfish), 2483 nucleotides. It is a transcript of the gene kcnip2, whose product is annotated as potassium voltage-gated channel interacting protein 2. The transcript is spliced from 8 exons. Gene Ontology annotation, molecular function: potassium channel regulator activity; calcium ion binding. The record is from RefSeq and is a predicted model, not a curated record. Gene Ontology annotation, biological process: regulation of potassium ion transmembrane transport. Gene Ontology annotation, cellular component: voltage-gated potassium channel complex. Bases 797 to 1510 code for a protein of 237 amino acids. NCBI's taxonomy places the organism in Eukaryota, Metazoa, Chordata, Actinopteri, Cyprinodontiformes, Poeciliidae.
GGAUUUCUAUCGUCACUGUUUUACUCUCGUCCUUUUCCUAAUCUUUGUCUUUUUCUUGUUCAAAAACCUCCAUUAUAGUUUUUUUCUGCUUUUCUCAUCACUGCUGUUAUGUUCAGCUCUGACUGUUGCAUCUUGUCUCUCCUGUCCAAAUGUUUCUUCUUGUCUCUUUCCUUAAUUCGCUGCCUCGUUAUUCUUUUGUUUUCUCCCAUGUUUCCAGCCUCACACUACCUUGUUUCACCUCUUCAACUGCAAGUAGUACUCAUCUCCUGUUUUCUCUUCUUAAAUUUAUCAUCCUUUUCGUCCUUCCUCUUUCACUCAUCCCCAUCACUGACCCAAUUAAGCUCGAGAGGGACACAGAGAGUAGCGGAGUGACGGAGCCGAGGCACGGAGUAGAGAGAGUUUCAGAGUCAGAAUCUGCAAAAUCAGAGAGUCUGAAAACAAUUGCCACCAACCUGUCAGGACCCACACAGUGAACGGUCCAAACUUCACCUGGAAGCUAAACAACCUCUGACAGGCUGCUGGAGGCGGAGGAGGGAGUCCACAUCCCCACCGGCUUUUUCUUUCUGCUCUGGAAAAGAAGAAACGAGGAGAAUAAUAAUCUAUUUUCAGUGAAAAAUAAAGAGGGUGGGGAUCCGUGCAGAGUUAUGAUGGCUGGACACGGCACGUAGAGGAGGACUGAGAAACAAGGACAGCACAUUCCUUUUUGGAACCUAUUUGUUGGGGGGGGUGUCCGAAGGUGGUCUUCACCCCCCGCAAGGCAAGAGUAAGAUUUGUGUGAACAGGAAAGGAGGAAAGGAUGCAUCUGUUCUUCCGAGACAAGUGGGAGGUGGAGGGGCUGCAGACUGUGGGCAUCCUCCUGGUGGUCUGCAGCUCCCUCAAACUGAUGCACUUUCUGGGGCUUAUCGACAUCUCUGUGGCAGACAGUAUUGAAGAUGACUUUGAGUUGUCUACUGUGUGCCAUCGCCCUGAGAGCAUGGACAAGCUGGAAGAGCAGACAAAGUUCACCAAGAAGGAGUUGCAGGUCCUCUACAGGGGCUUCAAAAAUGAGUGUCCGAGUGGAGUGGUGAAUGAGGAGAACUUUAAAAACAUUUACUCCCAGUUCUUUCCUCAGGGAGAUUCGAGUAUGUAUGCACAUUUCCUGUUUGAAGCCUUCGACACCAACAAGAAUGGCUCCGUUAGUUUUGAGGACUUUGUUUUUGGUCUGUCCAUCAUCUUGAGAGGGACGAUUAAUGACCGGCUAAACUGGGCUUUUAACCUAUAUGACCUGAAUAAGGAUGGCUGCAUUACCAAAGAGGAAAUGCUGGACAUCAUGAAGUCUAUCUAUGACAUGAUGGGAAAAUACACGUACCCCACUAUGAUGGACGAUGCUCCAAGAGAACACGUGGAGAGCUUCUUCCAGAAAAUGGACCAGAAUAGAGAUGGGGUGGUCACCAUAGAUGAAUUUAUUGAUUCAUGUAAAAAGGAUGAGAACAUCAUGCAGUCCAUGGAGCUGUUUGACAAUGUCAUCUAAGGAUCUGGACCAGUGAGGAUACUGGCACCAGGGAGGGGAGUGGUGUUGGCGGAAAAGGCAUCAGGACUGAAGAGAUAGAACGAGUUUGUGAAUGUUUGUGUGUCUGUGUGUGUGGCUGAGUGGGAUACAGGCCUGAGCUUGUGUCGUCACUGAGAACUGUGAAUCCUUUGGGCGCAGAGAGACCAUCACCCUCCUCCUGGACUUCUAGUGGCAUUUCUUCCAGCAAUGAUGGAGUUUCCAUGACUCCCAGGCUAAUCAUAAAGAACCUUAAUUAGUUUUAUCCUUGAGCACAGACAAAGAAUGCUUGCAGUGGGCUUACAGCAACUAGCACACCCCCAGCUGUUUUAUUUGAACUUUUAUUUAUUACUGUCUAGCGGGUCAGUUAUCACAGCCUGCAAAGGCUGGACUCAGCUGGAUCAAGUUUCCUUUAAAACCUUGAUCUGAAAUAACUUUCUCCCUUUGCCCUAAUAUGCUCGAUAUUUGGAUUUGUGAUUCUGAUCUUGCCUCUGUUGCGCGCCGUGCGGGAACACGUCCCAGGAGCCGAGAGGAAACAUAGAUAUGAGUCUGUGACCACCUGGUGGACAUGACAGAGAAAGACACUUCCUAAUGGAGCGACCAACAAAUUGAAGAUCCCAGAGAGCCGAGAUGAAAGCUAAACAAAAGUGUUGUUUUCCAAGAGAAACUGACUUCAGUAUCGCAUGAUGAUGUCACUAAUAUCUAAUUACAUAUUUAAAGAGAUACUCCAAAGUCUGCUCGUCUGUCUGCUGUUCCUAGUCAUUCACAGGUGCCUCACCCUCUGUGUGUGUGUGCGUGUGUGUGCAUGUGUAUCAGGAAGACAUGCUGUCUGUCUUACAGAUGAGUCCCCGCAGUGGGUCGGCACCCAUGUUUAUUCAUGGGUUAGACCAGGGGUGGGCAAUCCUGGUCCUUGAGGGCCGGUGUCCUGCAACUCUUGGAUAUCUCCUGGUCCAACACA